AUGAUCGUCACCAUUACCAUGACUGUCACCUUUAUCGUCACUGUUACUAUUACUAUUACCGUCACUGUUGCUAUUACCGUUACCAUUACCGUCACCGUUACUGUUACCAUUACUAUUGCCGUCUGUGAUACCGUUACCAUCACCGUCACCCUUAAUUUUAAAGUUAUGGUCACCAUCAUCGUUUUCGUCAUCAUUACCAUUAUUGUUACUGUCACCGUUACCGAUACCAUCACCGUUACUAUCACCGUUACCGUCAUAGUUACCAUCAUCGUUACCGUUAUCAUCACCAUUAUUGAUAAUGUUACCAUUCCCGUUACCGUCACUGUUACUGUCACUAUUACCGUCAUCGUUAUCAUCAGCAUUACCGUCAUCGUUACCAUCACCAUUUCUGAUACUCUUACCAUCACUAUUAUCGAUACUGUUACCGUCACCAUCAUCGUUAUCAUCACCAUUACCAUCAACGUUACUGAUACUGUUACCAUCAUUGUUAUCAUCACCACUAUCGAUACUGCUACUAUCACAGUCACCGUUACCGUUACAAUUAUCGUGACUGUUACCGUCACCAUUACUGUUACUAUUUUCGUUAUUCUUACCUUUACUGUUACCAUCAUCAUUACUAUUAGUGUUACCGUCACCAUUACCGUCAUCGUUAUUAUCACCGUUAUCGUCACUAUCAGCGUUACCGUUACCAUUACAAUCACCGUUACCAUUACCUUUACCAUUAUUGUCACCAUCAGCAUUACCGUUACCGUCACCGUCAUCAUCACCGUUACUGUUUCCAAUCGUGAUACUGCUACCAUCAUUGUUAAUGUUAUUUUUACCAUCAUCGUCACGGUCACCUUUGCCGUUACCAUUACAGUCACCAUCACCGUUAUUUUUACGGUUACCGUUAUCGUCCCCGUUACUUUCCUAACUACCGUCACAGUCAACGUUGCCGUCAUCAUUACAAUCACCAUCACUAUUACCGUUACUGUUUCCAUUACUGUCACCGUCACUGUUACCGAUGUUGUUACCGUUAUUGUCAUUGUUAUUGUCUCCAUUAUCGUCAUCAAUACCGUUACUGUCACUAUUAUCGUCACCGUGACAGUUACCGUUACCAUUAUCGUGACUGUUACCGUUAUCAUACCGUCACCUUUAUCAUCACUGUUACUAUUACCAUUAGCGUAA
This is a messenger RNA of Vitis riparia (riverbank grape), 1167 nucleotides long. RefSeq lists its product as uncharacterized. The record is from RefSeq and is a predicted model, not a curated record. Lineage: Eukaryota; Viridiplantae; Streptophyta; Magnoliopsida; Vitales; Vitaceae. The transcript is spliced from 2 exons. The coding region runs from base 1 to 1167 and encodes 388 amino acids.